This is a messenger RNA of Sardina pilchardus (European sardine), 1913 nucleotides long. RefSeq names its product solute carrier family 2 member 2 (gene slc2a2). Gene Ontology annotation, biological process: monosaccharide transmembrane transport. Gene Ontology annotation, molecular function: hexose transmembrane transporter activity. The transcript is spliced from 11 exons. Lineage: Eukaryota; Metazoa; Chordata; Actinopteri; Clupeiformes; Clupeidae. The record is from RefSeq and is a predicted model, not a curated record. Bases 125 to 1648 code for a protein of 507 amino acids. Gene Ontology annotation, cellular component: membrane; brush border.
AUGGGGGUUGGGGGGGGCACAGUCCCUCCUGUUGGGAGUGCGGCCACCACAUUAACUCACACGAUUGAUUAUUUACCUGGAAAAGCAGAAUGUAGUCCUACUCGGACAGGGAGCUGUACCCAUAAUGGAUUCUGGCAAGCAGCUGACAGGGACUCUGGUGCUGGCCGUGUUCACUGCGGUGCUGGGUUCACUGCAGUAUGGCUACAGCCUAGGGGUCAUCAACGCUCCUCAGAAGGUGAUCGAGAGGCACUAUGGCCGCUCCCUUGGCGUGGUGCCCGAUGAUGACUUGGCCAGUGCCCGCAUGGAGCGUGGCAACGCCACCGAGCCAGAGGAGGUGCACCCCUCCGUGGUUAUGUACUGGUCCUUAUCAGUGUCCAUUUUCUCUGUCGGUGGAAUUUUCUCCUCCUUUUUGGUUGGCUUUGUGGCCGACUUCCGAGGAAGGAUUAAAGGCAUGCUAGUUGUGAAUGUCCUGGCUAUUGCGGCUGGCCUUCUCAUGGGCCUGGCUAAAAUGGGUAAAGCCCACAUCAUGGUCCUCUCCGGCCGUGCCGUCAUGGGCUUCUACUGCGGUCUCUCAUCUGGACUGGUCCCCAUGUAUAUAGGAGAGAUUUCUCCUGUAGCAUACCGAGGCGCUUUAGGAACACUUCACCAGCUGGCCAUAGUAACAGGCAUUCUCCUCAGUCAGGUGUUUGGCCUGGACUUCCUGCUGGGUAAUGAUGACUACUGGCCCCUGCUGCUCGGCCUGUCCGGUGCCCCAGCCAUCCUGCAGACAUUACUGCUCCCUCUGUGUCCAGAGAGUCCACGCUUCCUCUACAUCAAACAGGGCCAGGAACAGGAGGCCUGCAAAUCACUGAAGAGGUUCAAGGGUGAGUACGACACCUCCAAAGACAUAGCGGAGAUGAAGGGAGAGAAGGACGAGCUGAUGAAGGAGAAGCGGAUGACCAUUCUGGGCCUGCUGCGCUCCACUGUGUACCGCCAACAGCUCUUUGUGGCCCUGAUGAUGCAUCUGUCCCAGCAGUUCUCUGGAAUCAACGCCAUCUUUUAUUAUUCCACAGCAAUCUUUUACAAGGCAGGAGUCACACAGCCUGUGUAUGCUACAAUUGGUGUUGGAGUCAUAAACCUAGUCUUCACUAUGGUCUCGGUGGUUAUGGUGGACAGGGCUGGUAGACGGACACUAACAUUGAUUGGAUUGGCAGGAAUGUGUUUGUGUGCCAUAACCAUGACAGUGGGCCUAGUUUACUUGCACACUUACUCUUGGAUGAGCAUCGUGAGCAUGGCGGCCAUAUUCCUUUUUGUCAGCUUCUUUGAGAUAGGGCCUGGACCUAUCCCAUGGUUCAUAGUGGCCGAGCUCUUCAGCCAGGGGCCCCGUCCAGCUGCCAUUGCACUGGCUGGCUGCUGCAACUGGACAAGCAAUUUCAUCGUUGGCAUGUUUUUCCCAUACGUAGAGGCUCUGCUUGGGAAUUACGUGUUCAUCCUGUUUGCUGGGUUUCUCUCCAUCUUCACACUCUUCACAUACUUCCGCGUCCCUGAGACCAAGGGCAAGACCAUUGAGGAGAUCGCUGCCGUGUUUCAGGGGAAGCGAAAGGGCUCACCUACAAGCGCCGGAGUAUCGACGGAACUGGAGCAGCUCAAGUCUUCUGCAGAGGCCUGAGGAUGGAGACAGUGAAUCUCUUGUCUUGCAUAUUGAGAAUGCAGGCUGUUACUGUCCUCUUUUUUUUGUUUUAACGUUUUAACAUAAUAAGUUUGGUGGAAUUUUUGGCUGCUACCAGUGGGAUAAAUAUCACAGUUGUUUUUAUUUUUUGUGUUGGUCAAAUGUACAAGCCUCUACAUAACAAUACUAUAAAGCAUUUCUACAGCGAGUGAGAUGAACGCAAACCCGAAUAAUGAUCUGGUGAGAGACUAUAAAGACCUCUAUA